AAUAUGUUAAAUUAAUUUACAUUAUAUGUAAAUAUUAAGAUUAUAUAACACUAUUUCGAGUAGUAUUUAUUAAAUUUUGUAUAAAGAAACCUCUUUUUAAUACAUCUUCCAUAUUACUGUUAUAAAACGAUUUGGUUAGUGCUUUAAAGAUUAUAUUUAAAACUUUGGAACAAUGUCAUGGAUAAGAGAUAAUGCUUUAAAUUGGUUUCAACGUUUGGCUAUAAGAAUUUUAAGAACUGGGCAUAUUCCUAAACAUGUAGCAUUUAUAAUGGAUGGUAAUAGACGUUAUGCAAGUAAAACUGGAAUAGAAAAGAUAGAAGGACAUACUAAAGGAUUUGAUAAGUUUGCUGAAACUUUACAAUGGUGUACAGAUCUUGGCAUACAAGAAGUAACAUUUUAUGCAUUUAGUAUUGAAAAUUUUAAAAGAAAACAAGAAGAAGUAAAUGGACUUUUAAAUCUUGCAGAACAAAAGUUUCAAAGAUUAUUAGAUGAAAAGGACAAAAUACGUAAACAUGGAUUGUGUGUCCGUAUAAUAGGUAAUUUGUCAUUACUACCUCAAAAUAUACAAGAACUAAUUGCAGAGACUAUGAUUCUUACUAAAGAACAUAAUAAAGGAUUUCUUAAUAUUGCAUUUGCAUACACAUCGAGAGAUGAAAUUACACGUGCUAUUAAAGAUGUAAUUGAAGGUGUUCAAAAUGGAGAUAUUCUUUCUGAAGAUAUUGAUGAAAACUUGAUUUUUAACUGUUUAUAUACUAAUUAUUCACCAAAUCCAGAUUUAUUAAUUCGUACUUCUGGAGAAGUCAGAUUUAGUGAUUUUCUCAUGUGGCAAAUAUCAAAUACAUGUAUUUAUUUUACUAACGUCUUAUGGCCAGAAUUCAAUUUGUGGGAACUUCUUAACGCAAUAUUUUAUUACCAAAGAUGUUACUCUGAUAUACAAAAAGUAAUGAAAUUACAAAAUGUGAAACAAAUAAUGCAGAAUAGCAGACAAUCAACAUAUAUAGAUAAAUUACUUCAUAAAAGACAAAUAACACUUGAGAGAAUAUAUUUGUCAAACAUUUAAAUAAUAUAUGUAUCAACAAGUUUUCUUAAGAUUAAUUAUAAGUGUUAAACCAAACUGAAUUAUCCAAAAUUGUAUGUAAACAUAAUUCUUUCUAGAAAUUUACAUUUAUGUAUAUAUUUCAAAAAUAUUUUUAUACAUUUCCUUUUAAAUGUUAUAAUAUUAUUCAAAUAUGUAUAAGUAUUGAAAAUCUAUAGGUCUAUCUAUAUUCUAUUCUUAUAUAAAAAAAAAAUCUAUUAUAUAUAUUUUUUCAUACUGAGUAGUUUCUUUUAAAAAAUGAAUAUGAUGUACAUAAUGAUAAAAACAUGAAACAAAAAUAGAAUGUUAUGCAUAUACAUAAAUUUAUUCUCUUAUAUAUUAUUCUUUUAUAUUUUAUUAUUUUACAAAUUUUGUAUAUAUUUAUAUUGUAUCUAUAUACAGAACACGCACACAUUCACUCACAUAUAUAUAUAUAUUUAUAAAAUUUGUAAUUAAGAUAUUUUCCUGAAUACCUUAUAUAUCAAAUCUGCUGCAGUAUUGGCUUAAUUUUGACUUUUUCCACUGUUCUUAAAUACAUUUAUCUUUAUAAAUUAAUAAAAAUCUUUUUAUAUUUUAAAAUAUUAAAAAUCAAAUACUGCUGAAAACAUAAUAAAGUAUACAUUUACUAAACACAUAUAAUGUAUCACAUAGAUAUGACGAGGCACAUUAUACAUAUAAAUUUUCUGAAAUACAAAGUUACAUAUUA
Frieseomelitta varia is the source of this 1781-nucleotide messenger RNA. RefSeq names its product dehydrodolichyl diphosphate synthase complex subunit DHDDS (gene Dhdds). Lineage: Eukaryota; Metazoa; Arthropoda; Insecta; Hymenoptera; Apidae. The record is from RefSeq and is a predicted model, not a curated record. Gene Ontology annotation, biological process: polyprenol biosynthetic process. The transcript has 5 exons. Gene Ontology annotation, molecular function: ditrans,polycis-polyprenyl diphosphate synthase [(2E,6E)-farnesyl diphosphate specific] activity. Gene Ontology annotation, cellular component: endoplasmic reticulum; dehydrodolichyl diphosphate synthase complex. Bases 173 to 1060 code for a protein of 295 amino acids.